CCCUUCCCCUUCCCCGCCGCCCAGCGGCACGAGACCGACCGCAGCCAAGGAAGAGGCGGCGCCGGCGUGGGCCACUGGGCGGGCGAGCGCCAGCUCUCGGCCAGGAGAGCCGCGGGGGAGGAGACCCCGGAAGAAAGUCAAGAAAUUGCCCCGGGGAAAGGCGAGGCGCGCUCGGUAACCUGCCCCUCCGUCGUCACGUGAUUGGGCGGGGCGGAAAGAGAGAACCCGAGUCCGCCGAGACACCGACACAGGACUUUUCAAAAAUCCAUCUGAACUAUUUGGUGACAGGAGUCAACCAUGCUGCCCAAACCUGGGAUCUAUUACUUCCCCUGGGAGGUCAGUACUGGCCAAGUUCCUGACGGGGACGCGCUGAGAACUUUUGGCAGGUUGUGCCUCUACGACAUGACCCAGUCCCAGGUCACCCUGACGGCUCAGCACGGAUCUGACCAGCACCAGAUCAUUAUCUCUACCAAGUGGGUGGAGCCAUUCGAAGCCCAGGUGGGCUCCCUCUACGUUGUCCUGGGGGACCUAGAGCACCAGAAGGGUGGAGGUUCCGUGGUGAAGGCCCGGGUGCUGACGUGUGUGGAAGGAGUGAAUCUUCCCUUGUUGGAACAAGCCAUCCAAGAGCAGAGGAUGUACCAGCGGGAAGGGAGACGUGACCAGUAGGAAGUGGCAGCUGGGAACCCCGCCCAGCCUGCUCCUGUGGCGAAGCCCACUGGGGACGCUGGAGCUGCUGCCGAGAAGACCCAGGGGCUUCCUCAGAGUGACAGCUUUUUCUGGAGCUGCAGAGAAGAGGGGAUGGGUUGUUUAUUUGGGAUUGUCCCAAAAAUGAGAACCUGGAGAGCAGGUGUCAAAGCCUGAUGUCUCCCCCGACCCCAGGAGACUGUGGGAGGCUGAGCUCUGGGUGCUGGGGGGCUGUGCAUCGUGUGGAGUUGUGAUCUCCGGAGGGUCCUGGUGAAUAAAGGCUCCAGUGGCAAGACA
Messenger RNA from Hipposideros armiger (great roundleaf bat), 981 nucleotides. RefSeq names its product TEN1 subunit of CST complex (gene TEN1). Gene Ontology annotation, molecular function: telomerase inhibitor activity; telomeric repeat DNA binding; single-stranded DNA binding. Gene Ontology annotation, cellular component: CST complex. NCBI's taxonomy places the organism in Eukaryota, Metazoa, Chordata, Mammalia, Chiroptera, Hipposideridae. The record is from RefSeq and is a predicted model, not a curated record. The coding region runs from base 298 to 666 and encodes 122 amino acids. The transcript has 4 exons. Gene Ontology annotation, biological process: negative regulation of telomere maintenance via telomerase.